Diorhabda carinulata is the source of this 1552-nucleotide messenger RNA. Its product is annotated as 40-kDa huntingtin-associated protein-like. The record is from RefSeq and is a predicted model, not a curated record. The transcript is spliced from 5 exons. The coding region runs from base 395 to 1315 and encodes 306 amino acids. Lineage: Eukaryota; Metazoa; Arthropoda; Insecta; Coleoptera; Chrysomelidae. Gene Ontology annotation, biological process: vesicle cytoskeletal trafficking. Gene Ontology annotation, cellular component: early endosome.
GAUCCGCAAUCAGUUGUUAGCACGAUCUUCGUCAUAGAUCAACCGUAAGACCGUAACCCAGGAUCCUAUGGAUGGUUAUAUGAGUUAUGGCUACUACUACCUUAUGUUUGGAUUAAAUAUAUUUAUUUUCAUUGCCACUUUAUGAUCUAUAAAAUUGUUUAUUCUAUCAUCUCUAAUAAAAACUAGAAAAUAAAAAAAAUUCUAAUAAUUCUUUGAAUUUAUUGAAAUUAUGCUUGAUUUUUAUAAGCUACAGAGAGGUGAGCAGUAGUCAUAUCCAAGGUGAAAAAAGUAAAUAUAAAGAUAUUUGAGGUUAAAUAUAUGUUUUUAUGUACGUCUUAGCUUCAAGAAAUCACAAGUAAAUAAAUAAUUUAAAUAUAAAUUUAAAUUAACGAUUAUGGAUUUAGAUUUUGCUAACAACGAUGUGUUGGACCAGUAUAUAACAAUAUCAAAUAAAUUGAAAAAACGAUUUCUUAAAAAACCAAAUGUUGCAGAAGCUUGCGAAUCUUUUAUUGGCUUAGCUAAACGAUGUGAAACUUUGGAGUUACCUGUGUAUGCAGGAUUGAGUUGGAUAGCUGCAGCCAGAUGUGAAGGAUCUUUAUGUAAUAACACUGGUGAAACAACUUGUUUGACUCAAUCCGCUCGUCAGUUAUUAAAAGCUGAAGAUAGUGAUAGACAAAUCAUUUGUGAAACAUUGUUUGGUGAAAACUUACAAGCUGGUUUAAGCUGUUAUGCUCACGCUGCAAGUAGAUUUGGAGAGAAAAGUAUUUUUCCUUUAUGUAUAGAUUUAGAAAUUGUUGACUUUUUGAAAAGAAUUGAUAAAAUAGAAUAUAUUGAGAGUUAUCUGAAAGAUGCUAUUGAACUAAGUAAAGGUCAUAGUUAUUCAAAUAUUCAUUGCUUAGAACUGAUAGCUUCUCAUUUUAUAAAAGUUGGUGAUUAUUUGGCAGCACUGGAAACCUUCUUUGAAAUCUCUAAAUUAAUUGAAAAUUCUUUAGUAAAUGGUUCCAAAUCGGAUAAAUUAUUGACAUGCGAAAUAAACUGUGUUUUCUUAUUGCUAAUUCUUCGACCAAGUCCACAAAAAUUGACACCGAACUUAACUAAAAUCUUAGAGAAAUAUACUUGGGAUGAUUUCAAUGAUGGAAGUCUAACAGCUUGCAGGAUGUCCGAAAGUAUGUUCUACCUUCUUAGAUCACUAGUAACAGUUUGCCAGUCAUUGGAUAGGAGUAGUUUAAUAGAUUUGGAAACAGAUUUUUGGAAAGUCUUAUCAAAAGAACAAAAGGAACUCUUGAGGAUCUUGUUGAAAAUAUAUGAUGUAUGAAUGUGUAUUUAUUUGACUUGUAAAUUGAAUGCAUCAUACAAAGUCUAAAUUGGGACCAACAAAUGAAAUGAAAAUUAGAAAAAAUUGAAAAAUUCUUUAUUAAAAGAAAUAUACAAAUAUCAAUUUUCCAAAUUAUAAAAAAAAUGUACCACACAACACUAUAAAAGUAUGAAUUUUAAUGUUAAUUGCAAAAAUAUUUUCACGUUUCUAAUAAAACUGUUUUUAAAAUCCAAUAAA